AUGACAAUAUCCUACGACGAAGAGUUCUCCUCGUUGAUGCUCCGAUGGAGAGGAUCCAUCUGGAAGGCGGUGCUCAAGGAUCUCAUCGGAUUCUACAUUGCCUACUACAUUGUUCUCGCUUUCCAGGUACCAAAACAACAAAAACAUUUUGGCUUACAUAAACGUUUCAGUGGUAUCUUCUGGAUGAAAAGGGCAAAGAGUACUUCACCGGAUGGAUUAUGUGGUGUGAAAUCGGAGCGCAGUACAUUCCUCUUUCCUUCUUACUUGGUUUCUUCGUCUCUGUCAUCGUCGCCAGAUGGUAGGUCCCCUUCCGAUACUUAGAUACCUUCACGUGCUCCCAUUGUAGGUGGGAGCAGUUCAAUUGGAUCUCGUGGCCCGACAAGAUGAUGAUCAUGGUGUCCGCGUGUCUUCCCGGCAACGAAAACAUCGCCGUCCGCCAGACGAUCGCUCGUUGGAGCAGUCUGCAAGCGGCCAUCGCGUGGUCCGGAGUUUCAGUUCGCACGCUGAAACGGUUUCCGACCGAAAGACAUAUGGUGGCGGCAAAACUGAUGACCGAGGAGGAGUACGACAUGUUCAUGAACACCGAGGCUCCGCACGGGAAGUGGUUCAUUCCGAUCAUGUGGAUUGUGAACCUGAUCAAGAAGCAGAAGCAGAAGGGGGUCAUCGACUCGAUCCAGAUGGACAUGCUUCUCAAGCAGGUCUACAGUUAUCGUGACGGUUUCGCGAUGCUCUUCGUGUACGACUGGAUCAAGAUUCCGUUGGUGUACACGCAAGUCGUCGCCAUCGCCACCUACGGCUACUUCUUCAUUUGUCUGAUCGGAAGACAACCUAAACUCGACCAGAAGAGUAUGGAGAAGGAGAUUACGAUUCUGUUCCCGAUCUUCACCACCUUUCAAAUGCUGUUCUACCUUGGUUGGCUCAAAGUCGGACAAUAUCUUAUGAAUCCGUUCGGAGAAGACGACGAUGAUUUCGGUAAGGCCACUGUGAGCUUUGAAGGGAGACUCGAGAUUUCUGGUUUCAGAGCUGAACUACGUGCUCGACAGGAACACGGCAAUUGCUCACAUGAUGGCCACGGAGCUCGCCGAUCAGCUGCCCUCGAUCGGAGCUCCGAUGCUGCCGGCCAUUCCGCACACGAGAGCUUCGUUCAAGAUCCAGGACGUCAUUCCGAAAUCUCAUUUGGCCGGUUUCAAACUUUCCGAACAUGAGAUGAAACUGAUUAAACCGGAAGAUCUGCAAGAGCACGAACGUCUUCUCGAGGAGACGAAAGUGACGAACCGCCAGAGACUCGGAACUCUGGUCAGAGCCAUUGAGAAGAAGUGAGAAUAUUGUAGGUCCGGGAGGUAAAGAAAACUAAUUUCAGAAGUCGCACGAACGCCACAAUUAACGAGAAUGACGAGGAAUGA
Messenger RNA from Caenorhabditis sp. 36 PRJEB53466, 1403 nucleotides. The record is from the annotation of a GenBank genome assembly. Lineage: Eukaryota; Metazoa; Nematoda; Chromadorea; Rhabditida; Rhabditidae.